Molecule: messenger RNA, 1989 nt
Organism: Boleophthalmus pectinirostris (great blue-spotted mudskipper)
Lineage: Eukaryota; Metazoa; Chordata; Actinopteri; Gobiiformes; Gobiidae
Product: endonuclease domain-containing 1 protein-like
Exons: 6
Coding region: 364-1356 (330 amino acids)
Molecular function (GO): metal ion binding; nucleic acid binding; hydrolase activity
Source: RefSeq, a predicted model, not a curated record
UGCAACGGAGAGAUGUGCAUAAAAAUAUAGAUGUAGAUAAAGAUAACAUCUAGGAUCAAACCGAAAAAGAUCUGUUUUUAACGAAGGACAUGGACGCUGCAGCUGCCUGAGAACAACACCGGGCUAGUCAAAGCAGAUUUCUCAUCUCUUUUCCUGAUGUUGCAGAGGAAUAACAAAGCCCCUCUACACCUUUUUCUGAAUGCAGGGUCACAGGCUGCAUAGAGAAGAGGGUUAAGACAGGAGUUCAGGUCGGUCCAGGUAUGCCCAGAGUACAAGUCCGUUGCCGAGACAACCAAUGAAAAAUGCCAGCAGGUACACAGCCGGGAUGAUGGAAAAAGAUGGGGUCCAUUCGCUAUAGUCACAAUGAGGAAAGGAUGGAAGAGGAGUGGGGGCAGAGAGGUUUUGGAAGCUCAGCAAAGCCGGGCCUGGUUAAUAAUUGGAUGGAAGACUGUUGGGAAUACCAGGUGCUUCAGUGGGACAGCAGUAGAUGUUGUUGAGUCCUUAGGCAAGACACCUCACCGACAUUGCCUAGUGGGAGCAGAGGUGCAGGUGAAGUUGUUGCCAGAAUGCAAGCAGUUCCUGUACAUGGGGACUCUGCCUCGUGGACUUGAAGAUCAACCAUUUAAGAUGAUAUGUCAGUACUACAGUGGACGGCCAAGAUUCUUUACCUUGUAUGACACCUUCAGUCAUAUUCCUGUGUAUUCUGCGUAUACGUUCAAACGCUCGGAUGGAACCAAGAAAGUAGAUGUGCCCUGGAUGUAUGAACCUCAGCUCGCCCUCUCAACAGGCUCUCGGGACAUGCAGCCCUUCCCACCUGAAGCCAUGCACAAGAGUUUUGAGGACACCCAGGCUGUCCUGGACGACUACUCUGACAGCAUCUACUACGAGAGAGGUCAGCUGAACCCGGAUGAGCAUCAGGCUGAACCAGAAGACAAGGCAGCCACUUACACUUUAACCAACGUGGUCCCUCAAAUCCGCGAGUUCAACAUUGGGCCAUGGAAAGAGCAUGAACACACUGUACGAAGACGACUUAACAAUUACUGUCGUGGUACUGCCUAUGUAGUUACUGGGGUGACCACUGCCGGGCAUAUGAUCCGACGUCAAAAUAUUAAUCGAGUAGGUAUACCGAGAUAUCUGUGGUCAGCUUACUGUUGUACCAAUUAUGAUCACAAUGCACCAUUUGAUGAGCGCUCAAAGUUCCCAGCUUUUGCAUCGCACGGUUUGAAUGACAGGGAGGAUAAUAAAGUACAGGAGAUGUCAGUGACACAGCUAGAGGAGUUUCUGAAGCGCGUAACUUAUGUUGGGAGCACUUUUCAAAUAUUCUAUGACAACUGUGCUCUGCCAAAUAAUGUGUAAUGAGAAAACUGCAUAGCAUAACUUUAUGGCCACUUAAAGGUUGAUAUAUUUUUAACAUUAUUAUAUUAAACAUACACGCAAAAGGGACUCAUGUUGGGUGCAAAACAUUUAAAUGUCCAUAAAGGUGCACUAUGAUUUGCAUGGAAUUCCUCACAUUAUGGCAUUAAAUUUACUUAAACUUACAUGGAGACCAGUAGGCAUAUUUUUGCAAGUAUUUUUGAGCAGUGAAAACACACAAUUGAAUAGCUGCAAAAUAAAUGUUUAAUGGGGGAAUAUUCAAGGCAUAGCAAUAACAUUAACAACUCCAUGAUGGCAGACCCCUUCCAACUAGAAAAGCUACUUAGUGCAAAUGUGUUGAAAAUAAAUUAAGUAGAAAAAAUGUGUCAAGAUUUAAGCAAGAUCGAAAAUUAUCAUUAAUCUUUCUGGUCAUGUCAGAAUAAACAAAAUGGAUUUCUCUGUUUGAGGGGAAACACAUAGAAGUGGUUAUAAUGUUAUACUUGAAAACAUUUAGUGUUAGCUUUCAAAUGAUCAUCCAUGAUUAAUUUCCCUUUAAAGCAUAGAUAAGAAAAUAGUUCCAAGUGCAAUAAACCUACCAUAAUUCCAGAAAUGUCCAUGUUAAGAAAUAAAUGCAAU